CAGGAGUGUACUUGCUCACAGUGAACAGAUAUAUAGUGAAUAAAGGAUGGCUGCCGUCGCUCACAAUGUGAUAAAGUUGCUGCUUUUUUUGAUUAUCAGAACAGGUGUAAAAGAAGCAGACGGUCUGUCAUUUCCUAGAUAUAAUGUGGCAUAUCCAUGUGAUGAUUUGGUCUGCUAUUAUAUAUGGCACUUCAGCACAACUGAAACAAGUUAUUACACUGCGAUAGUCAGUAAUGUAGAGAUCCAGACAGUUAGGUCAGAGGAUGAGGACUCAAAAUGUACUCUGCAAAUUGAUCUCACAACAGAGGCUGCCGGACAUUAUCACUGCCAAUCAAGUCCAGAUGUCUCUCCUUACAACACCAGCCCUGAAUUAAAACUCAUACCUGGAAAAUCGGUGUCACUGCAGUGUAUUCUCCUCAGCUCCCUAGAGCUGAAAGAUUGCGAUACACUGCUGAGGUCCCCACAUGAGGUCAACUUCAUGUGGGUGGAUGAAGCUCGCGCCAAGAUACAAGAAGACUCACAACAUCAGAUAACACUGGGGUCUCCUUGUGAUAUAACUCUGACUGUCACCUUUCAAAGUCCUGUAAACAAGAAGUUUCACUGCCAGGUGACUGUGGAUAAACAAGUCCACACUUCAGUGGAGUUUCGAGUCAGAGUCUUAGGUAUGAAAGGGAGAGGAAGAGGAAUAACCAUAGAUUCAGACUCUGAAAAUAAAGACGGCAACCAGAAUGUGGUCGGCGCCGCUGUGGGGGUGGUGGCAUGUGUUGUUUCAACAGCAUUAGUUGCAGCAUUUGUUGUGAACAAAAGAAGAACAAGAAACCAGCUGCCUGAUGACUCUCAGUUCACAGCCAGUACCAACAAUGUUAUGAAUGCAGACGAUGUGAUCUACGCUGACAUUCUUGUACCCGUCGACUCUGGUGAGGUGUGGGUCCAAGAGUGCGAGUCCACUGAAUACGCCUGUGUCCGAUACAAAUAGUCUGCAACUGCAGUGUAUCUUUUCUCUGUUUGUGAACUUCAACUUUGCUACUACCACACCACAUACCUAUACUGUAACUGCACCAUCGGCAAUCAAAGUUAGUGGGAACCUAACUUGACUUUUCCAUUUUGCAUUUUAACUUUAGAGAAGUAUUACAGUUUUAACACUCUACCUCAAUGCAUUACUUUACAUUUGACUUCCCAAAUCUCCAUUCACUGUCAGUUAUGGUGUUUAUUAGUUUUCUUUGCGAAACUAUGUUCUGGUCAAUAAUAAAUCAA
This is a messenger RNA of Larimichthys crocea (large yellow croaker), 1254 nucleotides long. RefSeq lists its product as uncharacterized. The record is from RefSeq and is a predicted model, not a curated record. The coding region runs from base 47 to 976 and encodes 309 amino acids. Lineage: Eukaryota; Metazoa; Chordata; Actinopteri; Sciaenidae. The transcript is spliced from 7 exons.